Meriones unguiculatus (Mongolian gerbil) is the source of this 900-nucleotide messenger RNA. RefSeq names its product myeloid-associated differentiation marker-like. The record is from RefSeq and is a predicted model, not a curated record. The transcript has a single exon. Gene Ontology annotation, cellular component: plasma membrane; cell-cell junction. The coding region runs from base 1 to 900 and encodes 299 amino acids. Gene Ontology annotation, biological process: negative regulation of heterotypic cell-cell adhesion. Lineage: Eukaryota; Metazoa; Chordata; Mammalia; Rodentia; Muridae.
AUGGCUAUAACGGCAUCAUCCCCCACCACUGUGGGGUCCCCCCCACGGGCACUGAGCCAGCCCCUGGGGCUCCUCAGUCUCCUGCAGCUCAUAUCCACCCGUGUGGCUUUCUGUGUGGCCACUUGGACAGGGUCCACAGGUAACCGGGCCAUGUCCACCUGGUGUUUCUGUUUUCCUGUGACCCUUACCAUCCUGAUCAUGAAAUUAGGUGGACUCCAGACCCCUCAGGUCAUGGCAGAACAUCCUCAGUACAUUCCCCAUGCCUGCUACAUGGCCCUCUUCUGCCUGUCCUUUUCCACCAUCUAUCCCACUGUCUAUGUGCAGUUCAUGCCUCAUGGAUGUUGCCGGGACCAAACCAUCGCUGCCAGCACCUUCUCCUGCUAUUGCCUGUUUCCACCGAAGUGGCCUGGUGAGAUCACUGGCUACAUGGCCACCAUGCCAGGGUUGCACAAAGUUUUUGAGGGCUUUGUAGCCUGUGUCAUCUUUGCCUUCAUCAGCGAAGGGUACCUGUACCAGCAAAAGCCUGCCCCGGAGUGGUGUGUGGCAGUCUGUGCCAUCUGCUUCGUGCUAGCUGAGGUGACCAUCUUCUUCACCCUGGGGGAUUGUUCCAACAGGUUGCCCGUCCCUUUCCCCACCUUCCCAUCAGGCCUUAUUGCCUUAUUGUCCGUCCCCUUUUACGCCACUGCCAUUGUGCUCUGGCUCCUGUGCCAAUCGGAUCAGAGGUACAAUGGCCGUCCCCAGCACGCAAUGGAUCCAAGCUGCAUGUCUACAAAUGCCCACUCAGUGUGCCACUGGGACCGCUGGCUGGCAGUGUCCAUGCUGACACGUGUCAGCCUGCUGGUAUACGUGUCUGAUCUGGUGUACUCCACCUGUCUGGUGUCCAUCAAGGUGCAAGAUUGA